AUUCCCAUGCACGUGCAGGCUCGUGAUAGUUUCGCAAGCGCUCCUUCAGACAGUCGAAUAACUUCCUUCAGACACAGGAUCCUUUGCAAUCGAAAAGACAGAGAAGAGCCAUGGCCGUCCAGGAAGACGCCACCGUCGCCGCACUCCGGGACACUCUGUGCUCCGAGUCCACGCCGCUGGCAAAGCGAUUCCGUGCGCUCUUCUCCCUGAAGCACCUCGCGUCCGCCCAUCCGCCGACUGCACAGACGCUCCCGGCCAUAGCAGCCAUAGCCGCAGCCUUCUCAUCCCCGUCCGCGUUGCUCAAGCACGAGCUGGCGUACUGCCUCGGCCAGACACGCAACGAGGCCGCCGUGCCGUACUUGACAAAUGUGCUGAAGGAUCGGCAGGAGGAUCCGAUGUGCAGACACGAAGCCGCAGAGGCACUGGGCGCGCUUGGAGACGUGGGAAGCCUGCCCUUGCUCAAGGAACUGAGGGAUCGGGAGGACGAGGAGGUUGUGGUCAGAGAGACGUGCGAGAUCGCGGUUGAGAGGGUGGAGUGGGAGCACGAUGCUGAGAGACGCAAAGCGGAGAAGUUGAAGCAGAGUGACUUCGCUUCUAUAGAUCCGGCACCUCCUUUGCCACAGGAUGCGGAACGGCCGUCCAUUCCAGAGCUGGAAAAGACGCUUCUCGACACCAAGCUGCCCUUGUUCCAGCGGUACCGCGCUAUGUUUGCGCUGCGCGACCUCUCCUCUCCUCCGGAUCUUCCCACAGCCAUACCGGCCAUACAAGCCCUCGCCAAAGGCUUCACCGACCCAUCGGCGCUUUUCCGCCACGAAAUUGCAUUCGUCUUUGGACAGCUGUCACAUCCAGCGUCGAUACCCAGUCUUGUCGCCACGCUAAGCAACAAAGAGGAAGCAAGUAUGGUUCGGCACGAGGCUGCGGAAGCUUUAGGUAGCCUGGGUGAGGAGGAAGGCGUGGAGGAGGUGUUGAAACAGUUCCUGAACGACGCUGAGCAAGUGGUGAGGGAGAGCGUCAUUGUGGCUCUGGACAUGGCCGAGUAUGAGCGUAGCGGCGAGACUGAAUACGCAUUGGUUCCGGAAUCAGCGAAGCAGAUCGAGGCAUCGGCAUGAAGAUAACGAUAUAAAAGUUAGAGGAGCGUGCAUGUCCAAAAGGCGUCGUUGGUAGAUCAAUUGUUCGUGUUCCAUCUGUAGCAAUAUACCAUCAGCAUGAUACCCAA
Molecule: messenger RNA, 1216 nt
Organism: Verruconis gallopava
Lineage: Eukaryota; Fungi; Ascomycota; Dothideomycetes; Venturiales; Sympoventuriaceae
Product: deoxyhypusine hydroxylase
Exons: 2
Coding region: 111-1109 (332 amino acids)
Biological process (GO): peptidyl-hypusine biosynthetic process
Molecular function (GO): deoxyhypusine monooxygenase activity
Source: RefSeq, a predicted model, not a curated record